This is a messenger RNA of Pochonia chlamydosporia 170, 1230 nucleotides long. RefSeq names its product glycosyltransferase family 50. Gene Ontology annotation, biological process: GPI anchor biosynthetic process. The record is from RefSeq and is a predicted model, not a curated record. Gene Ontology annotation, cellular component: membrane; glycosylphosphatidylinositol-mannosyltransferase I complex. The transcript has 3 exons. Gene Ontology annotation, molecular function: GPI mannosyltransferase activity; alpha-1,4-mannosyltransferase activity. Bases 1 to 1230 code for a protein of 409 amino acids. NCBI's taxonomy places the organism in Eukaryota, Fungi, Ascomycota, Sordariomycetes, Hypocreales, Clavicipitaceae.
AUGAUAUUACUGCGCCCAACGCCACUCUUUCUCAUCGCCCUCCUCCUCCGCAUCACGCUCCUCCUCUACGGCACCUUCCAAGACACCCACUCCGCCAUCAAAUACACCGACAUAGACUACCUCGUCUUCACCGACGCAUCCCGCUACGUCUCGCACUCACAGUCCCCCUACGCGCGCGACACAUACCGCUACACCCCUCUCCUCGCGUGGCUCCUCCUCCCCACGACAUCCUUCUUCUCGUUCGGCAAAAUCGUCUUUGCGCUCGCCGACCUGCUGGCGGGAUGGCUCAUCGUGCGCAUCCUCCGCCGGAGGGGCAUGUCCGCAGAAAAGGCGGGCGCGUUCGCCGCUCUCUGGCUGUGGAAUCCGAUGGUCGCGACGAUUAGCACCAGAGGCAGCUCGGAGGGUCUGCUGGGCGUCUUGACGAUGGGGUUGCUGUGGGCCGUGGAGACGAGAAGAGUCAAUGUUGCGGCUGUGGUGCUUGGUUUGGGUGUUCAUUUCAAGAUAUAUCCAUGUGUGUGGGCGCCCGCUAUUAUAUGGUGGAUGGACGACGAGCACAUGGGCAGACCGAGAAGUCCAAACCAAGAUCCGUUUACUCGUAUUAUAGCUUUCUUCUCCAAAGAGAGGAUACAGCUUGCGGUCGUAAGCUUAUCAACCUUCAUGGGCCUCAACCUCCUCAUGUACACAAUCUACGGCCACCCGUUCCUGGUACACACCUUCUUCCACCACCUCACCCGCAUCGACCACCGGCACAACUUCUCGCCCUACAAUAUCCUCCUGUACCUCACCUCCUCUGACGGCGCAUCCUCGCUGCACGCCGAAUCACUCGCCUUUCUGCCGCAGCUGUCGCUGUCGUGUGUCUUCAUCCCGUUCGUGUUGGCGAAGAAGGACCUCGCUACGACGAUGAUGGCGCAGACGUUUGCAUUUGUGACGUUUAACAAAGUUUGUACUUCGCAGUAUUUCCUGUGGUACAUGAUCUUUUUGCCUUUAUAUCUGCCCACGUCGAGGCUGCUGCAGAAACCGAGCCUAGGCGUAACAGCGUUGAUACUGUGGGUGGCUUCGCAGGGAGCGUGGCUGCAACAGGGAUACCAGCUUGAGUUUUUGGGUCGUAGCACCUUCUUCCCUGGCCUGUGGCUCGCGUCCAUAGGCUUCUUCUUGGUGAAUUGUUGGAUUUUGGGCAUCAUUAUCAGCGAUGGGGUGGGUGUGAAUGCACCGAAAGCACAUAUUGAAUAG